Molecule: messenger RNA, 779 nt
Organism: Hermetia illucens (black soldier fly)
Lineage: Eukaryota; Metazoa; Arthropoda; Insecta; Diptera; Stratiomyidae
Exons: 3
Coding region: 67-735 (222 amino acids)
Source: RefSeq, a predicted model, not a curated record
CAUUAAAAAUGACAGUUCUAUUCGAGGUUAUAUUUCAGCCAACAUUACCCCGACUAGCCUACUCUAAUGUUUUUGCUAGCGCAAUUGAGGUCUUCUACUAAUGUUGUAAGACAAACUCUGUUCGGUCACAAUGUAGGCACCUUCAGACAAGUUUUAAGCCCUUCAGCGCCUCGACAAAGUUCCAAUGUUACGAAGAUCGGCUCACGAGUCUUCAAGGAAGCUCGACUUUUGCAGAAGGAUAAUAUUCCAGAAGGGUUCCACAUUAUCUACCGCGCUCCGAUGAAGAUUUACUUCAAAAUAGCGCAUCACAUCACGAGCCUGAGUGCGGUGAUAGUUGGAGGUUUGGCUGUUUAUAUUGCAAUCUACGGUGCCGGCGAAUUGCAAGCUCCUUUCCACUUCGACACCAGCUCCUUGGCUGCCGAUAAGUCUGACAUCAAGUACUUCGCUGCCGGCUUUAUACUUAUCAGCGUCGGGAUGCGAUAUAUUGUCAUGCGGUAUCCUUACAGGAUUUACCGAAACGAAAAACAGUAUAUUGCAGUUAUGGAGGGGCAGAUUCCUUUUAGCACGCGACGACUGCGUUUCGAAAAAGGAGAUGUAGCGGCUGCGAGACCGUAUGGGAUUCUUCCAUGGAAGGACUCUUGGUACAAUGUUAGGAGACAGAAAAUUUUGUUGCUCGUUGAUUAUUUCAAGUCUCCUUCGGAACUGCACAACAUGCUGGUUCGUGAUAAAAGCUGAAUAUUGUUGAUUGUUAGAGAAUAAAUUUAUAGAAUGAAGUUGUA